Molecule: messenger RNA, 2212 nt
Organism: Cricetulus griseus (Chinese hamster)
Lineage: Eukaryota; Metazoa; Chordata; Mammalia; Rodentia; Cricetidae
Source: RefSeq, a predicted model, not a curated record
AUCAGCGCAUCAGCAAGCAACUCGAGGAGAUUCGGCAGCUGGAGGUAUUGCGAGCCAAGCUCCAGAUGCAGAUCAGCGUGGCACAGAGCCAGGUCAAGCGACUGAGAGACACCAAGCAUUUGGAGGACAUGGACAAGCUACUCAAGUGCAGGGUCCAGGUUCAGGUCGAAAUCGAGGCGCUGCAGGAGCAGACCCGGGCACUGGACAAGCAGAUCCAGGAGUGGGAGAACCAUAUCCUUAUCCAGAGGAAGGAAGUCUCAACUCCUGCUGCUGUCUUGGAUCAGAAGAUGAAGAUACAGAGAAGGAUCAGGAUCCUAGAAGACCAGCUGGACAGGGUCACCUGUCACUUUGACAUCCAGCUGGUGAGGAAUUCGACCCUCCGGGAAGAGCUGAACUUGCUACGCAUUGGGAGGGGCCGAUAUCUGAACAUGGACCGCAAGCUGAAGAAGGAGAUCCACCUGCUUCGGGAGAUGGUGGGAGCUCUCAGCACUUCCUCUACCUCUGCUUACACUGCCAGGGAAGAGGCCAAGACCAAGAUGGGCGUGCUGCGGGAGCGUGCAGUGAAGGAGCUGGCUCAGAGUGAGACAGAGGCCCAGAUCUUGCUGCGACAGAUAUCACAUCUGGAGCAGCUACACCGAUUCCUCAAGCUCAAGAACCAUGACCGACAGCCGGAUCCCGACAUUGUGCAGAAGCAAGAGCAGAGAGCCUUGGAGGUGGCAGAAGGACUCCGAAAGACCUCCCAAGAGAAGCUAGUGCUGCGUUUUGAGGACACUCUGAGCAAAUUGGCUCAGUGGAGGAACGCAACUUUGCUGAGUUUAACUUCAUCAAUGAGCAGAACUCCGAGCUACACCACCUUCACGAAGAGAUUAAAGAGAUGCAGGAAGCCUUAGUCAGUGAGCAUGCCAGUCAGGAUAGCCAGCACCUGCAGCAAGAGCAGCAGUGCAGAGUGUUGCAGCAGGAUGUGGACAAGGUGCGCUCUGAGUCUCAGCAGCUGGAGGUGCGCUUGCUGGCUCUCCGAGCUCAGGUGGAAAAGCUCAAGGCUGAUAUCCAGCUUCUCUUCGACAAGGCUCAGUGUGACAGCAGUGCCAUCAAGGAUCUCCUUGGGGUCCAGGCCUACAUGAGGGAUAGGGACGUGGGCCUCUUCCUGAGUACCAUUGAGAAGCGGCUGGGGGAACUCCUCACAGUGCAGGCUUUCCUUGUGGUCCAGAACCAUGCCCCUUUGGCUGAUGCUGCCCUUCUGGCACUGGGACAGAGCCAAGAUGACCCUCCAAAGAAGACCACUCCACUCCAGCCUCCUGACACACUGGAGGACUCCCCAGGUUUUGUGGUCAAAGAGGACUACCCUAUGAGCAAGGAGGAGCUGCUGAGUCAAGUGAUGAAGGCGAUGGAGGUCAAGAACCUGGAGGAGACCCCAAGGAAGUUGGACAGCAGCCCGAGCUUGGCUUUCUCCACUACUGAGAUCUCCCUGUCAGGCCCCACCCUGGGGAUCCCCAAGAGGACCAGCACAGUCCCUGAAUCCAUUCUGAGCCACAAGACAAGCCGAGGCCGUGGCACUGGCUCCAUAAGCCAUGUCACCUUUGGUGACUCUGGCUCUGCCGCAGGCCCUGGGACGUUGGGUUCUGCCAGUGCCAGCGGACCACUGGCGUCCAGCCGGGGCUCUAUAGUGGGCCGUGGGAGCUUCAAACAUACCAGCUCCAGCAGCUACCUGGGGUCCACUGGCUAUGUGGAGACCAGCCGAGGCCAUGCGAGCACAGGAGGUGGCGUACAGAGCCAAAGCAUUGGAUCAGAGUUGAGUAGAGGCCUUGGCUCCAGCAGUGGCCAGGCAUCCAGUUUUCUCCCUGCCUCCAGGCCCACUUCCUCCACUAGCAAGGACUCAAGGGGCUACAACUAGAGCUGCAGGUGCCUUCCUGCCUCAGCUCUUGGCAGGGGUUCUUAUUUUUGCCUUCCUUUUCCUCAGAGACUCUCCAGUCCCCCUACACCCAGGCCUCUCGAGUUCCCCAUCUCUUCCCAUCUCCUGCUCACUCAUUGUUAGGUCCUCUGUUUCGUCUUUGACUCUCUGUUGUCCAUGUCUCCCAUCUCUACCCUCUUCAUCUCUCUCCUGAGCUUCCCUGCGUCCGAUGUCUCUGUCUCCUAACUGGAUUCCCUUCCAUUGACUAGGUGAACUGUAACCAUAGGCAAUAAAGGUCAGAACCCAGCUUUUCCUUCAACCUGG